AUGGACACGCACUCUUCUCACCUCGCCGUGUCCAACCGUUCCCGGAGCUCACAGUCCCCUUCGCCGUCCCACUCGGCCUCCGCCUCCGCCACCUCCUCCAUCCACAAGCGCAAGCUCGCGUCUGAGGACCACGCGCCUCCCUUCCCUCCCUCCUCCUUCUCCGCAGACACUCGCGACGGCGCCCUCACCUCCAACGACGACCUCGAGAGCAUCUCCGCCCGCUGCGGCGGCGCCGACUCCGACUCCGACGAUGAGUCCGAGGCCCUGGGCGACGACGACGAGGACUUCGACCACGACUCCUCCAUGCGAAACUUCACCGCGGCGCGCCUCGACAACAGCGGCGGUUCCGCCGCGGCCUCGGCGCGCAAUUCGAAGCUCAAGACGGAGAAUUUGACCGUUAAGAUUGAGAAUUCGGAUGGUGGAGUUAAGGACGGCGGCGGGAAUGCCGGGACCGGCGCGGUGGGGCCUACUUCGUCGGUGCCGGGAAUAAUGGUGAAGGAGGACGCAACUAAAAUAUUCACAGAGAAUAUACAAACCAGUGGAGCUUAUAGCGCUAGAGAAGAGCUAUUGAAAAGAGAGGAGGAAGCGGGGAGGCUCAAGUUUGCAACGCUUUCGAAUGAUGGUGUAGAUGAGCAUAUGAUCUGGUUGGUAGGAUUGAAGAACAUAUUUGCCAGGCAACUACCAAACAUGCCCAAGGAGUACAUUGUUCGACUGGUUAUGGAUAGGAGCCAUAAGUCGGUUAUGGUUAUCAGACGUAAUCAUGUUGUUGGUGGCAUAACUUAUCGACCAUAUGUCAGCCAAAGGUUCGGAGAGAUAGCUUUUUGCGCAAUCACAGCUGAUGAACAAGUAAAAGGUUAUGGCACCAGACUUAUGAAUCACUUAAAACAGCAUGCACGGGAUGUUGAUGGGCUAACCCAUUUCCUGACAUAUGCUGACAAUAAUGCUGUUGGCUAUUUUAUUAAACAGGGUUUUACGAAAGAGAUCUACUUGGAGAAGGACAGAUGGCAUGGCUAUAUAAAGGAUUAUGAUGGAGGAAUCCUAAUGGAAUGCAAAAUAGACCCAAAACUUCCAUAUACUGAUUUAUCAACUAUGAUUCGUCGUCAAAGGCAGGCAAUUGAUGAAAAGAUAAGAGAGCUCUCAAAUUGUCAUAUUGUUUAUCCUGGCAUUGAUUUCCAAAAGAAAGAAGCUGGUAUUCCUAAAAAGCUCAUCAAGGUCGAGGACAUCCCUGGCUUAAGGGAGGCCGGGUGGACCCCUGAUCAAUGGGGCCAUUCACGUUUUGGAGCAUUGACAGCUUCCACAGAGAAUGCCAAAAAGCAUUUGACUGCUUUCAUGCGUGCACUUCUAAAGUCUAUGCAUGACCAUGUUGAUGCGUGGCCAUUCAAGGAACCAGUCGAUGCACGUGAUGUUCCUGAUUAUUAUGACAUUAUCAAAGAUCCUAUGGAUCUAAAGACAAUGUCAAAGAGGGUAGAGUCAGAGCAGUAUUAUGUAACAUUUGAGAUGUUUGUUGCGGAUGCCAAGAGGAUGUUCGCAAAUGCAUGCACUUAUAAUUCUCCUGAUACUAUUUAUUACAAGUGUGCAAGAAGGCUGGCAUCUCACUUUGAAAGCAAAGUGCAAUCAGGUCUCCAAGCUGGUGCCAAAAUACAGUAGUCAAUUUAAUGAACAUAGUACCAUUCGUAUCAUUAUUUUCAGUUCAUGUAAUAAUGUUUUCUUGUUUCUUUCAAAUGUAAGACUUUUAAGACCAUUAAG
Messenger RNA from Fragaria vesca subsp. vesca, 1746 nucleotides. RefSeq names its product histone acetyltransferase GCN5-like. Gene Ontology annotation, biological process: positive regulation of transcription by RNA polymerase II; chromatin remodeling. The record is from RefSeq and is a predicted model, not a curated record. The coding region runs from base 1 to 1647 and encodes 548 amino acids. Lineage: Eukaryota; Viridiplantae; Streptophyta; Magnoliopsida; Rosales; Rosaceae. Gene Ontology annotation, cellular component: histone acetyltransferase complex. Gene Ontology annotation, molecular function: protein binding; histone H3 acetyltransferase activity. The transcript has 13 exons.